This is a messenger RNA of Vespa crabro (European hornet), 1478 nucleotides long. It is a transcript of the gene Atg8a, whose product is annotated as gamma-aminobutyric acid receptor-associated protein. Gene Ontology annotation, molecular function: ubiquitin protein ligase binding; GABA receptor binding. The coding region runs from base 422 to 775 and encodes 117 amino acids. The transcript is spliced from 4 exons. NCBI's taxonomy places the organism in Eukaryota, Metazoa, Arthropoda, Insecta, Hymenoptera, Vespidae. The record is from RefSeq and is a predicted model, not a curated record. Gene Ontology annotation, biological process: autophagosome assembly; macroautophagy; cellular response to nitrogen starvation. Gene Ontology annotation, cellular component: autophagosome; autophagosome membrane; cytosol.
UUCGUAUUCGGUAACACGUAAAACGUGACUCUGCCAAUUAGAAAAAUAUCAUUCUGAGAAGUGAUCGUACAUUAAAACCCAUUGUAAGAUCGUUUUUUCGCAUUAAAUUGUCUUGUAUUAUUAACGCAGUAAAGAAUUGUGCAUUAAGACGAAGCCUAAGUGACAUACGGCGAUUGUUGUGACAGAAGCGUUGAGAAAGUUUCGAUUGAAAGGUCUACAAAAAAAAAAAAAAUUGAUAUUUCGCGCAUUGACGUAUAAAAAGGAAGUAUUAAACGGAAAAGUAUAUACAUACAUAUAUACUACAUACGUACAUACUAUCCAUAGACGAAGGUAAGAGGAAGAACGACAGAGGAGAAAGAAGGAAGAAGAAAGUCGCUGUGUCAGAGAGUUUGUGUCUCGUGCCAUUAGCACGAGAGAAACGAUGAAGUUUGAAUACAAGGAGGGGCAUCCUUUCGAGAAGAGAAAGGCUGAGGGUGAAAAGAUACGACGAAAGUAUCCGGACAGGGUGCCUGUGAUCGUUGAAAAGGCACCUAAAGCCAAAAUUAGUGAUUUGGAUAAACAAAAAUAUCUUGUACCAUCUGACCUGACUGUUGGACAAUUUUACUUUCUAAUCCGCAAGAGGAUUCACCUUCGCCCAGAGGAUGCUUUAUUCUUCUUUGUUAACAAUAUCAUUCCUCCUACAAGCGCAACCAUGGGAUCUCUAUAUGCGGAACAUCAUGAGGAGGACUUCUUCCUAUACAUAGCUUACAGCGAUGAAAAUGUGUAUGGGCACUAAAUAAUUGAGAAGUUGGUAAAUGCCAAAAAAAUUAAAAAGGAAAAAAAAAAGAAGUCGACAGCAAAAAAUCUAUCAUCUACGAUGUAGUCUUCAUAGACGCUUUUGAAAGUGUAACCAAUUUGACAGCCCUCAGUAAUCUGAUGAUGUUUAAAAUUUUAGCGCUGCACUCUGAUCUUGCUUCUUUGAAAAAUUUGAUGUGAUUCUCUAAUGAAAAUGACAGUGCUUUAUUUUUUAAUUUCAAUAUUUACCAUUGACAUCAAUUGCAAAAUUAUAAAAAUAAAAUAACAAAAAAUAUAUCAGCGCUAAUUAUUUUAUCGCUCAUAUUAUGUCGUGCGAUAUUUAAAAAAUUAGGAAGUAAUCAUGGAAAAGAAAUAUUAUUUGUAUCGUGUUAUUGAUUCUUUUUAUAAUUAUUGAUGUUUUUAGUGCACUUUAACAGUCAUAUAAAAAUUGAAUUUAACAAGAUAGAAAUGAUCUUGUAUGAUGUAUUUUAAAAAUCUUCUCAAAACAAAAUAUUUAAACUUGCUAUGUGAUAUCAUUUUCUUGUAUUUAGGCUAGUAUUAUUAUAUUUACAUGAUUUGAUGUUAUUUCAGUUAAUAAUGAAAAAAAAGAAAUUGCUAUCUAUAUGGUAAGGUGGAAAAUUUUAUGUAACGGCUGGAUGUGGGCCAAUAAAAAAAGAUUAAAAAAGAUUGAUUUGAAAACUCAA